This is a messenger RNA of Triticum dicoccoides, 1381 nucleotides long. Its product is annotated as ALA-interacting subunit 1-like. Gene Ontology annotation, cellular component: plasma membrane; endoplasmic reticulum; Golgi apparatus. NCBI's taxonomy places the organism in Eukaryota, Viridiplantae, Streptophyta, Magnoliopsida, Poales, Poaceae. The transcript is spliced from 9 exons. The record is from RefSeq and is a predicted model, not a curated record. The coding region runs from base 73 to 1074 and encodes 333 amino acids.
CCCGCCCCCUCCUCCACCUCCGCCUCCCACCUCCCCCGUCGCGCCGGCGACCCCGGCCUCCUCUCCUCCGCGAUGUAUCCUUUGGAAAUGGAGGGCAACUCGAACCCAAAGACGACCAACAAGCCCAAGUAUUCCAAGUUCACACAGCAGGAGCUUCCAGCAUGCAAGCCACUACUCACACCUGAAAUCGUCAUUGCCGCCUUCGCGCUCAUUGGCGCCCUGUUUGUUCCCAUCGGGCUUGCGUCGCUGCAUGCAUCACGGCAGGUUGUCGAACUGGUGCAUAGAUAUGAUGCAAGUUGUGUGCCCGUGGAUGACAAGGUUGGGUUCAUCCAGAACUCCAGGACUGACAAAACAUGCACAGUAACAAUGACUGUGCCAAAAUACAUGAAGAGCCCAAUCCAUGUCUAUUACCUGAUCGACGGCUUCUAUCAAAACCAUCGAAGGUAUGUGAGAAGUCGAAGUGACAAACAACUGCGGGAUAAGAGUGCUGCACAUUUGACAUCAGAUUGUGUGCCUGAAGGUGAGACCGCUGAUCAUGCUCCAAUUGUUCCAUGUGGCCUUGUUGCUUGGAGUUUGUUCAACGACACAUAUACAGUCCGGGUCAAUGGAGUGGUUACUCAAGUGAAUAAAAAGGACAUAGCUUGGAAGAGUGACAAGAACAAUAAAUUCGGCAAGAAUAUCUAUCCCAGUAACUUUCAGAAGGGAAGGCUUAUAGGUGGUGCUACGCUAAAUGAGAGCAUACCAUUAAGUGAGCAAGAAGAUCUCAUUGUUUGGAUGAGAACUGCUGCCCUCCCAACUUUCAGGAAGCUGUAUGGCAGAAUUGAGAAAGAUAUCAAUGCAAAUGAUAAUGUAACAGUGGUUAUACAGAACAACUAUAACACAUAUAGUUUUGGAGGAUCAAAAGCGUUGGUCCUUUCUACUGCAUCUUGGAUUGGAGGGAAAAACAACUUCAUUGGCAUGGCAUAUCUGACUAUUGGUGGUUUGUGCCUUUCCCUUGCUAUGGGCUUCUUAGUUCUCUACAUGGUUAAACGGAGGAACUUUGCAGACCCCUCGAACCUGUCAUGGAAUAGAUGAAUAGAGUUAACUAUUAGACUGGAGUAUCCUGUCUGAGAAUAAAAGAUCAUUCAAUGGGUGAAUUCUUCCAAUUGGAUCUAUGGGUGUCUGUUCUUAUUCCCAUUCACUGGGCUUGUCAUGGCUCACAGGCAUGAGGAUCUUGUUGACUUUGGAGCCCUAAUAGCAUCAUACAUACAUGAACAGAAUGUAUUGUGAUCAGUUGACUUAAACGUUAUCUGACCUUAUCUGACCAUAACGAGAGUCGUUUCUGAAUGCUUAUUAUGAAUUAUAAACCAACUAAUUGUGCUUAUGGUAGCAGAUACUUAUA